GCGAUACUCAGUCACUCCGAUGCAAGUAUAUAGGCCACAGCUCUGCCUUUCGGGGUCCUUUAUUUUUGCUAGGGCUAUGUGGCGAAGAUGCUUCAAAGGCGCCAACUGGGCCGAACUCUCCGAUAUAAAGGACUAGCCUUCGGCGACGUAACAUUUUCACUAACAGCCUCCCCUUUACUCGCACAAAACGUGCAUCAAAGAGCAAGUUAAGCAUACCCCACCGUUCUAAGAUGUCGAGGCGUUCUCCAAUCCCUACGUCCCGCUCUUCCGCCAAGCAAACUGCACAGCAGACACAGUCAAAGAAGACACCUGCCGAGCUGGUCACGUACCGUCUUGACCAGGACAUGGUCUAUGUCCAGCCCGCACAUAACUUCGAGGAAGCGUUGAAUUAUGCCCAAUCGGUCUUUCCGCAGCUCUGCGAUGUUCCGCGCUCACGAAUCGCAUUCGCUGUGAACGUUCGCGUAAACGGAGUAUUAAGAACGGUUCGAAUCGCGCCAAUGGCUUGGCCGAGAGUCCUUCGUUCAUUGGCAACUUACGAAAUUAUCGACAUCUCCAUCCUCCCGUGUGCUUCGUCUCCAGUUGCCGCCACCCGUUUCACUAAAUCCGAAACGGAGCUCGCCACAUCCGUAUCCGCUUCUUCUUCGCAAAGAAGUUUCGCUGUCGCCACCUCCGACGAACCACCAAAGUAUGGGAAUACCAGCGGCACAUAUGGCGUUGGGUACGGAUACUCGACACUAGGCUUGGACUUGUACAAGCCCACUUUGGAUGUGAACAAAUUAAAAGACUCUGAGAAGUCUCCGAACUAUACGUUACUCGUUCCGGAGCCGCAAUCGCCAUCACCCGUGAUCCAGCGAUGUGCAAGCGCAUUUAGCUGGUUUAGCAAGCGUCUAUAAUAUCCGUUUUACCCCAUCGUACUAUAAUGGGAUUUUGCGAUAAUAGGCGGGCACCGUGCACUUAUCUGGGCUACAAUCAAGAAUCCGUAUUCGUAGGGCACGGUACCUACCCGAUACCCCGAACUUGUCAUUUUCCUUUCUUAGGCAUUCUCGUCUCUCAACUCACCUUGAUACGAAUCACUUCUUGCAUCAACUGCGAUCUAUAUUCCUGUGUAUCCAAUGCUACCCUGCAUCUGAUAUCGCUGUUCCUCUUCUUUUCACACAAGCCACCCAUCAAGUAUCAUAUUUUGCAUCACAUCCUUCAUUGCAACAGUUCUGGUAUACACCUUGUCUUCCUUGUCACAUCUUACUGUAUCCAAUAGUCACUUACAAAUUGCUAUAGUCACUAUCAAUCUAAUUGUAUUGUACUAUCUCAAUACAAUACUGUGCUUCACUAAAUACAAUGUAUUGUAUUUUGCCGUUCC
Messenger RNA from Fomitiporia mediterranea MF3/22, 1357 nucleotides. RefSeq lists its product as uncharacterized. NCBI's taxonomy places the organism in Eukaryota, Fungi, Basidiomycota, Agaricomycetes, Hymenochaetales, Hymenochaetaceae. The record is from RefSeq and is a predicted model, not a curated record. The coding region runs from base 231 to 893 and encodes 220 amino acids. The transcript has 2 exons.